UUGAAGACAUAAAGUGCAAGUUCAAGAACCUUCGGACAGUUUUCAACCGUGAAUACAAGGCGGUCCAGGCCAGCAGGGCGUCUGACAAACUCUACGUGUCCAAAUGGAAACACUACCAGCAGCUGCUCUUCCUCUGCGAGUCCUGUGACGAAGACGACAGCCCAGACGACCUGCAGAUACUGCUGCCGCAGGAGGACAAGGAUCUGGAACAUGGAAACCAAACACCCUCCUCCACCCUGAGUAACUUCUCCUCCAGCUCCACCCAAAACAACAGCAUCAAGUUCAGCAAUUCCUCCACUGCCUCCAGCGAUGCCAAAACCAGCACCAGCACCACAUACCAAAUCUUCCUCCCUGCAUCUCCAGAUCAUCUUAAACUAGCGGGCCAAACAACUGCCCCCACCCUCCCCGCCUCUCCGUCCACCUCACUGCCAGAAACCAAACCUUGCACAAACCCCUCCCCUCAAAAUUUGUCCAGUUCGGUUCAGCCAGACAGCAGAGUGAGCGCAGACACCCGCUGCCACUGGAACGAGACCAAAGUUCAGCAGCUCAUAUCAUUUUACUCUGAGCACAGCUGUCUGUGGAACCACAAGUCAGAGAGCUACAGGAACAGACUGUUGAGACAGAGCCUGUUGGAGACGCUGAGCAACCUCCUGUCUGACAAUGAGCCGGUCCCAUUCACAGUGGAAGACAUAAAGACAAAGUUCAGGAACUUGCGGACCAUCUUCCAACGUGAACACAAGGCGGUGAGCUCAAACAAAACAUGUGGGUCGGAGGACUUUUACUUUCCAAAGUGGAAACACUACCGCGAGCUGAUGUUCCUCUGCGACUCCUGCGACGAGGACGAGCGGCCUGAAGACCAGCACUUCCCCGAGUCCAGCCUCCUCCACCUGGACUGCCAAGCCCCUCCCUCCUCCCUACAUUACCACAGCGCCACCCAAACUGCUGCCAAACUGAACAUCACUUCACGGAGCCUUGAAGCCCCUCCCUCGCCUACUCCCCCAGACUCCCAGCACUCGUCCCCCUCAUCCUCCCCCUCCACAUCCUCUUCUCACACUGACAGCAGAGUGUCAGGACGCAAGCGAGCGAGCCGGCGCCUGCCACCCACCAGCAGCGAGGUGCUGGACUUCAUGAGGACGCUGUGUCAAAGCCAGGCGGUGUCACCGCACGCAGGCUUCCUGAAGUACGUAGAGGAGUGUCUGAACGAGACGCCGCCAGACAAAGUGAAGAAACUGAAGAAGAAGAUCAUUGAGACGAUCCACAGCGUGUCAGAGGAGGUUUAGUGUUUGUGGAGUCAGUCAGGUAGGUCAGUCUCACUGGACACCAAUCCUUUCAGCACCACCUUUACUCUUGUGCAUAGUUUGGAUUUUACAUCUCACAGCUACCCUCGGUUAGUUCAGUGGGUCAGUGACAUUUCACUGUCGACUAAUGAGAUGACAGCUGUCCCAAGAUGUAAGUGCAAGUGAACCGUGAUGGAGUUCCCAGAACUAUAAAAUUCCACCUUAAAAUCAUCACAACACAAUGUUUGCAGGACGACUGCAGCAUGGCUGAAUGUCAGCAGUCUGAGUCUAAACCAUUAGUUUUGUGUCCCUGUACACACCUGCUGUGUUGAGCAUUUAACAUGCACUGCCAGGUAGGCAAGCAAGUGUGUCCCGUGUCCAAAAUAUGCCAGCACACACUACACUUAACCCACACUUCUCCUAACACUGCUUCAAAAUGGUAUUGGGAGCUCAGUGUAUCCCACAGUUGUGCCAGAUCAGUCUAGUUGUUGGUAGUGUGCCUAUAGGCUAGUUUUACACAUGAAGAAGGUUAUAACAUGAUUGAUUCAGCCUGAAUAUUAUUAUUUAUGUCUAGAGUUAUGGCAGAAAUGUCUUCACGUCACGUAAUAUGAAUCAGUUUUUCUUGUUGGGACUGAAAAUAACACUGCGUAUAUCAGACACUGUCAAUGUAAUUAUUAAAUAUCUUUGUACAUUCAUCAAAGAUGUUAAGAAAUAUGUUCCGUCCCUAAAAAUUGUCAGCCAGCCACCAUCAAAAUAAUAUCAUAUAUAAUGUCCCUUAUGCCUUAAUUUCCCCUCUGGGGUGAAUAAAGUACCUAUCUAUCUUAUGUACAGUAGAUCUAUGUGCCUAAACGUCACAAAGGUAGGCACUAAACUACUUCCAAAUACAGCAAGCAUGAGUUUUGGGAUGGACCCUUAAAGUCUAUAGCCAUAUUAGCAGCCCUGUGAGGCUGUAACGGUUUUUACACACCAAAAAAAGUUGUUUGAGUUGGGACCUUCAUUUCAUUUUAGCUCAUCUCAGACUCAUCUUGUCAAGAUCUUAUUGGUACAAAGCAAGCAUGUAGCACCUUCCCAUGUUUUAAAGGUUCCAUAUGUCAGAUUUUGGAGCUGGUUAUAACGUCACUUAACAAAAUUUACUUAACUGAUCUCCAAAGGUUGUGACUUGUCAUGCACGCUCCCGAGUCCAUUCUCAACAGUGUGCAACUCUAGCUAAGAUUAGCUUACAAUGAGCCAUGCUCACCAGAGGUAGUAGGCAGUAAGGGUACUCAUGUGGACAAAAAUCAGAAGUGCUGGUACUCAGUACCGGCCCAUUUCAGACACUCAAAUGGAGCCCACUAACAUCUACAAAGGACCAGCACCCACCACUACACAAAGUCCAACGGCCAAGCUAACAUUACUUCUACUGUACUGAAAUAUAUUGUGACAUUGUGGUUUCAGCUGGCUAAUGUUAGCUUGCUUGUUAAUUGUUUGCUACCUAAUGUAGGCUGUUCUUCUAAAAUGUCAUUGUAAAUGUCAGCGUUCAGUCUAGUAUAUGUCACUUUUGCCUGAUGCCCAGGACGAUGUACGCAGUGUGACCAUGAGCAACAGGACCCUGACUGCUAUUCACUUAACUGGUGUUAUUAUUAACAACAGGUUUCUGAAAGUUCCAUAUAGAACCUUUAGGCUUUAAGCCAUGAAGUAAUAUGCAAGAGCAUAUGCUAAUUGUAUGUGAACAUCACUAAUGCUGGCAUUUGUAACACUUAUUCACAACAUUAUCUCUCUAAUUUGAUGUUGGUGUUAUUACGUGGCUGUUUUUAAAGGGUCAGAAUCAACCAACACAAACUGAAAAGGCAGCGAUAGACCAGCAGCUCCCAUGUUCUGUGAGGUUACUGUUACUGUUUUUGUCAGUGGAGUCUGACUGUUGCAAUAUGCAUCCCUUUCUUGUUUCUGGUUAAACAAAAGGGAUCUUACUCUAUAACAAUGUCUAUCUCUGUAGGGAUCCUUUCCAUGUUGUCAGUGGCAACAACAAACACUUUUAGUAGACUUACUUUGACGGGCACAAUUGCCCCCAAGGAUUACAUUGCAGCUAUUUUAGCCUGUUUUACAACUUGUUGUACCUAUUAGCCAUAUAGACCCCAAUAUGUGAAAACCGUCCCCAGGUUUAAAAACGUAGGAAUUACCCUUUACUGCAAACACUAGCAUCAGAUUAGCGUUUCUGUCAUAAUAGACGGAUCCUGUCAUGAAACAAAGCGUUUGACCAGUGGACAUUUUUAUGUUAUGUUAAGAUCAGGGGGCCAUCAAAGUCAUGUUAUUCUGGACCAUGUUGGGCUGACUGACUUUGUAUUGUUGCUGCUAUCAUUGGCAAAGCCACAACUGAAUUUUAUUUAAAGACAAAGCCAAACCUUCAUCACAAAAACAAAAAAGAAAUGUCAUUAGACUGGGGAAGAUAGAAACAGUGUAAACUUCAGCUUCAUUCCCUACACUCAAUGUGCUUUGUCCCACUGUGCUGUCACAAUGAUGAGAUUCAUUCUAACAUUAUAUACCCACUGUUUCAAAUGAUAGCUUAUAUACUUAGAUUUUUUUAAUAUUUAGGCCUGUCACUGCAGUUACAAUAAAAUUGCAUUUUGGAAUGAAACUGCUCACAUUAACUCGGAGAAUGUUUUCACCAAGAAAUCUAAAUUUAAGUGCUUUGUGUUUUAAAAAAAAUCAAUUUAGAGGCAAUUAAUCACAACACAAGUCAGCUGUCACUUUAAAAAAAAGCCAUGUGUUUUUUCUAAAGCCAACUUCUGUCCAGCUCAGGAUGGGAAAUGACUGCCAAAUGUUUGCCUUCUGCCUUCACUGAAAGUAAUAAUCCAUUUUUGUGGUGAAAUUGAGACUUAAUUUUGUGUUCUUCAAACUAAGAAUUCAGCCAUAAAAGAUCAUUUGUAUUUUCUAAAAUUCUGAAAGGAUGGUCAACCAACAGCUGUGGUGAGUAAUGAACCUCGUUAAUUUAUUUUAGCUUCAGCACUUAUGGGGGAAAAUCAACGUUAUUGCCAAAACAACUUAGUAAAUGUUGCACUGUCUGUUGGAUCUGAUAACAGAUAAAGUUUGUCUUCAUUAUUUAACAUGUUAUGAUGUUAAUGGACAAUAAUAAUAUAAGUACCGUAACUUCUUUUUAAUAUAUGUCUGGAAAUGUUACGUUUAGCUUUUCUUUGAUCAUCAACUUGCAUCAGCUGCAAGCAGUCCUGUUUCUAAAAAAAUCUAUGCAUGUAAAGUUGUUAAAGAAUUCCGUUCUUAUUCAGUGUUAAAGAUUUAGGUUUUGAUUAAAUCAAAAUCUUUUGAAGCAAUAAUGGUCAUUUAAUUUGUUUGCCCCAGUUAUGUGUUUUAUAAACAUGUUUUAUAAAUUGCACAUUUAUAUAUGAAUGAUUUAUAUCUUUCUUGUUUGGUGUUUGCAUAUGUUUGUUUAAAUUGUGCCUU
Messenger RNA from Morone saxatilis (striped sea-bass), 4709 nucleotides. RefSeq lists its product as uncharacterized. The record is from RefSeq and is a predicted model, not a curated record. NCBI's taxonomy places the organism in Eukaryota, Metazoa, Chordata, Actinopteri, Moronidae.